CGAAAACGAAAAAAUAUUGGAAAGAAAUGCAGUUAUGAGCUCUAAAGCCAUGCAAGUGCUUACUACGGUAUUGUGUGCCUUGUUCGUGGCGAGCGCAUCGGCCGCACCGUGCCCGCGCCCGUGCAAAUGUUUCGCCGACGUCAACGGCAUACAGGCGGCCAACUGCACGGAGCUGCCGGUGCGCGCGGCGACCGCGUGGCCGCAGAAGAUCCUCCGGUUGCAGUUGGCCGGCGAUCGCGCGGCCGUCGCGGCGCCGAUGGUGCUGAGGGACAAGGCGUUCGGCCACUUCCCGCGGCUCACCUAUCUGGACGUGUCCGGGCGCGCGGUGCAGCACGUGGCCGCCUUGGCGUUCGACGGGCUACCGGAACUGGUGGAGCUCAACCUUGCCCGCACCGGCGUCAAGAAGCUGGACCGGCGCGCGUUCGCGGGCAACCGGAAACUGGCGUUCCUGUCGCUGCGCGGAAACCCCGGGCUGACGGUGUCCCCGUCGUUCCUGGUGUCCGACUCCAUUACCGAGCUAGACGUGUCCGCAUGCGGCCUGACCGCGCUGAAGAGCGUCUACUUCAGCGGACUGCCGAACCUCAAGUACCUGUUCGCCGCUAACAACCGGCUCAAGGCGCUGGGCUCGCAAUUCGCGCCGCCCGGCAUCAAGUACGUGGACCUGGCCAACAACCGCAUCGGCCACGUAGACGACGACCUGGAGGCGUACAAAAGGUUGCGCACCGUCGACCUCACCGGCAACCCGAUCAACUGCACGUGCGAGCUGUCCGACGUGGACAGGAAACUGACGGCCCGCGGGGUGGCGUUCGGCAACACGGUUACGUGCGCGAACACGGGCUUGCCGCUGGACGACAUGGCCGAGGUGUGUUCGGCGGACGACAAGGAUAUGCUGGGAGACGACCCGAAAGCCAUUUACAAGUCGGACGAUCUGCUCGAGGUGGACGACGGUAUGAUGUCGGCGGGAGACGAUCGCGUGGACGGUGGUUCAGGGUCAGGUAGCGGUGACGGUGCCCCCCCGGUGUUUUCGACGCCGUCGGACGUCGCCGGUGCGGAAAACGAGUCGAAUGGUUCCGUGGAAAAUACGUCGUCGCAGCGGCCGGACACGACUUCUGAGGAGACAACUUCCGAGGAAGCCAUUCCCGGGGAAACUGCUUCCGAAGAAACGACUACCGACGAAACAGUUUCCGGGGAUCCUACUUCAGGGGAAAGUACUUCCGAGGCGGAGACGUCGGUGACAACCGGGUCGGAAGAAACGACGGACGAGACCAGCACCGUGCCAGUGGUUCCGGUGGACGAAGUGAUUUCCGUAAAGGUUUCGGCGAGACCCGACUCGGCGGUGGACCACGACGGUGGGACCACGACGACGACGACGACGACGACCGUCGCGGUGGACCACGAUAUCGUGUCGAACCCGAUACUGUUGCCGAAAGACGAGGUCCAGGAGCAGCACAGCCUGGUCGCGGCGGUGGACUACUUGCGGUCGAACGUGGCGGUAACGGGCACGGCAGUGAUACUGGCCGUGUUGAUCAUGGCGAUCGUGUACAAGGCGGUGUGCGCGGGCAAGUCGCGGAGCCGAAGGACCGCGGAGGCGGACGGCAAAACGGUCGAACUGAAGGAGAUCAAGUACAUUGCCGCGGACACAGAGGACUCGCGCAAUCGCGAUGAUGACGACCGGGAUGAGCUAACCACGCCGUCCAGCUCGGCGGAGGAGAACCUGCUGGAGGACCGCGGCGACGACACGGACGACUCGGACGAUUCGGAUGACGUCCAACCGUCACCGUCGGCGGUUGUGGAUGCGAUGAAAGCCAACGGCGACGCGGCCGCGACCAACGUUCCUACCAGGGUCAUCGUGAAACUGGGCGAGACCCCGAAGGCGUCCAGGCCGGUGACCAUCGACAACGUGCACUGAACCGGACGGGACGUGAAGAGGCGGCGGCGCGCGAAAACCAAAUAUAAAAUGUAUCACAAUCGUAUGUCGUCGCUGAAUUGUUCACGAAAAUAAAAAAAAAUUUAACCCCCGUAUCGAGAUCGUAUUGUUCCGAAGGGACCACCGCCGCGAACCUACGAACCCUUGAUGCACGCGGAACCGCACCGGAAGUGUACACGUGUCCACACCGUUCGCCCUCACCUCCCACGACGUCGUGACCGCUCGAUUCGUUCAUUCGCGCACCCUGUACCACACACGGUACAUGAUAAUAAGUUUAAUCAUAAAUUAUCUAAACAAUACAUUUAACAACAUUAAUAAUAAUACAUUUUAGAUCUUAAAUCAUGCCCUAUAUGUAAGUCGUCCAGCAUGUUUUAUAUAUUCAUUGAUUUUUUUUUUUUUAAUAAUUCUAUCGCCAGGUUAUAACAACAUAUUUUUUUUAUAAUGAUCUUUUAUAAAACAUAAUCGAAACGAAUUAAAACGUCGUACUAUAUUUAAAA
Molecule: messenger RNA, 2424 nt
Organism: Sipha flava (yellow sugarcane aphid)
Lineage: Eukaryota; Metazoa; Arthropoda; Insecta; Hemiptera; Aphididae
Exons: 2
Coding region: 35-1909 (624 amino acids)
Molecular function (GO): protein binding
Source: RefSeq, a predicted model, not a curated record